Molecule: messenger RNA, 1412 nt
Organism: Anoplophora glabripennis (Asian longhorned beetle)
Lineage: Eukaryota; Metazoa; Arthropoda; Insecta; Coleoptera; Cerambycidae
Product: WD repeat domain phosphoinositide-interacting protein 4
Exons: 8
Coding region: 228-1298 (356 amino acids)
Biological process (GO): nucleophagy; protein localization to phagophore assembly site; protein lipidation
Cellular component (GO): extrinsic component of membrane; cytosol; phagophore assembly site membrane
Molecular function (GO): phosphatidylinositol-3,5-bisphosphate binding; protein binding; phosphatidylinositol-3-phosphate binding
Source: RefSeq, a predicted model, not a curated record
UUUAAUGUUUAUUUUGAUUUUAUUUUUGUUUGUCUUGUAUUAUUCUACUUUCUAUGCAAAAACAAAGCCUAGUGUAGUGACCGAAAGUUAAAGUAGUGGAGAAAUAAUUAAAGAGGCCUUAAAAACAAUAUAAAACGGUUUUUAUAAGCGAAGAUCAUUAUAUAGGUAUUUUCGAUUAAAAGACCAUCAUUUACUUGUAGCCAAUUUUGCGCAUUUAUUUUUACAAAAUGAUUCGUGACAAAAAAGUUAAAAGUGUUAGAUUCAAUCAAGACCAAGGCUGUUUCACAUGUUGUAUGGAAAGUGGUGUCCGAAUUUAUAAUAUAGAACCGUUGGUUGAGAAGUUACAUUAUGAUAUUGAUGUGGUAGGAAGUGUGUCGAAAUGUGAAAUGUUAUUUCGAACUAAUCUUAUAGCAGUGGUAUCUGGAGGGGCCCCACCAAGAUUUGCUGAUAAUAUUUUAUCAAUUUAUGACAUUUCUGCUAAAAAGAAAAUUUUACAAGUCGUAUUUGCUUCAUCUAUUCGCGCUGUUCGACUUAGGAGAGACAAAAUUGUUGUUGCCUUAUUGAAUCAAAUACAUGUUUUUUCAUUUCCAACUCCAACCCAAAGACUAUUUACUUUAGAAACUAGGGAAAAUUACAAAGGAUUAUGUGAAGUUAGUCCAUUGGUGUCUGCCGAAAAGCAGAUAUUAAUCUUUCCAGGGCACAAACUUGGGAGUCUGCAGUUAGUGGACCUCUGUUGUACAGAAAUAAGCAUAUCAAGUGCGCCCGUUUGGAUUGCAGCCCAUAAAGCUGAAAUAGGUUGCCUUGCAUUAAAUCAGCAGGGAACCAGAGCAGCUACAGCAUCAAUUAAAGGAACGUUGAUUAGGGUUUGGGAUACCGCUACAAAAAAUUUACUCGUCGAGUUAAGACGUGGUACAGAUCCAGCCACUGUAUACUGCAUUAACUUUAGCAGAGAUUCUGAUUACCUCUGUUGCUCUAGCGAUAAAGGAACUGUGCACAUAUUUGCUAUAAAAAAUACAAAUUUAAACAAAAGGAUGACAUUACCUAGUGGAGGAAUGUUAGGAAAAUAUGGAGAAUCUCAAUGGGCUCUAGCAAAUUUCACAGUCCCACCAGAGUGUGCAUGCAUCUGUGCAUUUGGACCCAAUAGCUCCGUUAUUGCCGUUUGUUUAGAUGGCACAUUUCAUAAAUAUGUAUUUACAUCUGAUGGAAUCUGUAAUAGGGAAGCUUUUGAUGUUUAUGUAAAUGUUUGUGAUGAUGAAAAAUAUUUACAGUGGUCUACAGCUCUUUUAUCGCUGCCAUAAGCCACUAACUUAAGCUUAGGAAUGUUGUCAAUAUAAUUCUAGUAGUUUUAAAUAUAAAUUUUUUUAUUCUUGUGUAUAUAUAUAAUUAAUAAUGUUAUUACUUCUGUUUUUUUU